GAUUGAUUGAUCGGUAGGCGUCUACAAGAGUAAUUUGUUUGGAAUUUUUUGCGAAACUGGAGGAUAAUUGUUUAGAAAUAUUUAGUAAUUAAAUUGAUCAUGAACGUCUUGACAAGAACAGUAGUGAAUAUAGCAAGAUCUUUUAUAACAAAUUACACUCCAGCAAACAAAUUCCACGUCAUAGGAAAUUAUGGCCUUACUGGUGUUCAAGGUAGUUUAGUAAGCAAAAUGAGAGAGUCCUUGACUAAUACGUUUCAAGGCUUCGAACAGAUUAGAUUUAGAACUACGUUGAGAAAAAUGCAUAAAAGAGGAGCACCGUAUAAGAAAGCAAAGAAAUCGAAGAAUCCUUUCGAUGGACAACCCUUUGCUAAGGGCGUCAUUUUAAAAACUGUUAUUAAAAAACCGAAGAAGCCUAAUUCUGCUAAUCGCAAAUGUGUUAUCGUUAAACUAUCUACCGGAAAGGAAAUGACAGCCUAUGUACCUGGAAUAGGUCACAAUUUGCAAGAACACAAUAUGGUAUUGUGUCGGGUUGGAAGAUUGCAAGAUACGCCUGGUGUUAAAAUAAAAUGCGUUCGGGGGAAAUACGAUCUUCCGCAUGUUAAAAAAAAUUAAUGUACAUAAUGUAAAUAAUUUAAAUAAAAUAUACACAUAAAAAUAUAUAAAAUUUAUAUUUC
Messenger RNA from Polistes canadensis, 674 nucleotides. RefSeq names its product 40S ribosomal protein S12, mitochondrial (gene tko). The transcript is spliced from 5 exons. Gene Ontology annotation, biological process: translation. Bases 100 to 612 code for a protein of 170 amino acids. The record is from RefSeq and is a predicted model, not a curated record. NCBI's taxonomy places the organism in Eukaryota, Metazoa, Arthropoda, Insecta, Hymenoptera, Vespidae. Gene Ontology annotation, molecular function: structural constituent of ribosome. Gene Ontology annotation, cellular component: ribosome; small ribosomal subunit.